Molecule: messenger RNA, 1617 nt
Organism: Castor canadensis (American beaver)
Lineage: Eukaryota; Metazoa; Chordata; Mammalia; Rodentia; Castoridae
Gene: Ecsit
Product: ECSIT signaling integrator
Biological process (GO): cell surface receptor protein serine/threonine kinase signaling pathway; innate immune response; transcription elongation by RNA polymerase II
Cellular component (GO): transcription elongation factor complex; mitochondrion
Molecular function (GO): RNA polymerase II complex binding
Source: RefSeq, a predicted model, not a curated record
GGAAGCUCUAUGGGUCAACAUGGCGGCGCCCAGUGCUAAGACGGAGCCGGCCGGGUGUCCGUAGCCGGCCGCUUGAGGAGGUGGCGGUCUGACUGGCAGAGGCAUGAGCUGGGUGCAGGCCAGCCUGCUGGCCCGAGGCCUCUGUAGGGGCUGGGGAGGCAUCUGCGGGGCUGCCCUCACAGGAGCCCCCUUCUCUCAGCACCAUACUUCCUCAAAGGCCUUGAGGAUUGCCAAGAACACCUCUCUCAGGAAAGAGCCAGCCCAGCAGCUUCUCAGAGACAUUAGUUGGUGCCACAUUCCAGCAGCAGUCCUUUGUCCCCAGGUGCCCCUGCGGGGCCUCCACUGCAGCACAGCCACCCACAACAAUGAGAUGUCACUGGUUCCUCGUCCACCUAAGCCCCAGCAGAGGCCCAUCAAGGCCCUUGAGCCCCACGAGGAGCUGUUCAGGCAAUCGUCAGAUGGGGAGCGGGACAAGGCGAGCUUUGUGAGGGCCGUGCAGAACUUUGGGCAGCACAGUGUGCGCAAGCGGGGCCACGUCGACUUCAUCUACCUUGCCCUGCGCAAGAUGCCAGAGUACCACGUUGAGCGGGACCUGACUGUCUAUAACCUGUUGCUGGAUGUCUUCCCCAAGGAGGUCUUUCGGCCUCGAAACUUUAUCCAGCGCAUCUUCAUCCACUACCCUCGGCAGCAGGAGUGUGGCCUUGCAGUCCUGGAGCAAAUGGAGAAAUAUGGAGUCAUGCCCAACAAGGAGACGGAAUUCCUGCUGCUACAGAUAUUUGGACACAAAAGCUACCCCAUGCUCAAGUUCCUGCGUAUGAGGCUGUGGCUCACCCGCUUCAAGAACAGCAACCCUUUUCCGGUGCCCUGGGACCUGCCCCAGGACCCUGUGGACCUGGCCAAGCUGGGCCUGCGGCACAUAGAGCCCAGCCUCAGUGCCAAGGUCACCAUCUACCAGAUGCCUUUGUCCAAUGACCAGACAGGUACAGAGGAUCCCACACAGCCCCAUAUUGUAGGAAUCCAGAGUCUUGAUCAGAAGGUGGCCCUGGCUAACCACAAUCCAGCCCGGCCUAUCUUCGUCGAGGGCCCCUUCUCCUUGUGGCUGCGCAACAAGUGCAUCUACUACCACAUUCUAAGAGCAGACCUGCCAUCCCCUGAGGAGAGGGAAGUGGAGGAGAUCCCAGAGGAAUGGAACCUCUACUACCCAAUGAAGCUGGACCUGGAGUAUGGCAGGAGCAGCUGGGACGACUAUGAGUUUGAUAUCAACAAAGUGGAGGAAGGCCCUGUGUUCGCCAUGUGCAUGGCGGGUGCCCACGACCAGCCAACACUAGCAAAGUGGAUCCAGGGUCUGCAGGAAACGAACCCAGCCCUGGCCCAGAUUCCCGUGAUCUUCCGUCUGGCAGGGUCCUCAGGGGAGCUCCUGACAUCCUCAGGGCUGGAGGAGACACCUUUGCCCACAUCGGAGGGCCAGGAGGAAGAAGACAACCAUCUGCAGAAACAGCAGCAGGGCCAGAGUUGAGUCUGGGGAACACCAGGCUGUGGCGCCAGGAGGCUGUGGACUGGUGUGGACUGAGGAUGAACUUUUGAUUGUACAGCAAAUAAAAAAUGUACCUGCUCUGG